CGCUGCUUUAUGAGCUUGAGACAUGCGAAAGGCCACUACCAAGAUUUUUUUUUUUAUUCCUAUCUUUGGUUUUAGACUGAUUUUACUCAAGGUAUUGAUUUUCUUUAGAAAUAAGGAACAAUUCCUUUUUUUUUAAAGAUCUCUGAAAGGUGGAACCGAUUUCUACGGACUUUUCUUGGUAAUUCUAGUUAAUUUCGAACUAGCUAUAGAUAUUGGUGUUCUUUUGGUUUUUGGUUUUCCAUUGCAAAAAUGAAGAAUAAAUACAGUCCUGUUUCAGACUCUGACGAGUCUUUCAAAACGCUCAUUGAUGAGAAAUCAGAUAUACAUUCUUCAGAGGGUACGCCUCCUCCCUAUUCAGCUCCCAACAAAUUUAUUGAUUUAGAAAUGGCUGAUGGAUCUGCUCAGCAUUCUGCCCAAGAGUCCACUAACAACGCUGGAUCGGAUUCGAUAUAUUCGAAGUGGAUUAUUAUCAUAUAUCUCUUUUUUUUUGCGUCUCUUGGGUACAUUGGGGCUUAUUGUAUUCUUCUCGUAAUGUUCUUUUAUUUCAAGGUUCCUGUGAGGGCGCAAGACUUUUGGGGACUUUUUGGCGGAUUUAUUGGGGCGAUAUCAUUAUUUCUUUAUUUGGCGCAUAUGCUCUACCCGGGGUGGUACAAGCAAGCUGGUAGAGUGCUGUCCUACUUAUUCACGCAAACUGGUAGAAUGCUGUCCUACUUAUUCACGCAAACUGGUAGAAUGCUGUCCUACUUAUUCACGAAAAUUUGUAGUGUACUGCCCAACAUGUGUGUCGCAGUAAUAUGUACGGCUUCUCUGAAUGUCGUUGGUUUCGUCGUCUAUCAUAAUGUAAAGAAAAUAAUAGGAUUUGAAAAGAUGAACGAUAUUGCUUUCUAUGGUGUCUGCAUUGUUAACGUUGCCGUGUUUGUUCUAUUUUGGAGUACGACGGAUACGCGACAACUUCGAAUAUUCAUUGCUGGUUUAGGAAACGGCAUGGGAAGCAUAGGAAACGGCAUGGGAAACAGCAUAAGAAAUGCUGCGAAUUAUGUUCGACCGACAGAUCCAGAAAAUGAAGCACCUCAUAACGAGGAAAUCGAGCUUCAACCUUUUGCUGGGCAAAGCGCUGAAGUUUGAGUUUUAACGAAUCUUUUCCAUCCCUCCUAUAAAUCACAUUUCCUUGGAAGCAUCCAUAUCAAUUGCAAUCCCUCGAGUUUCUGCAUUCUUGUCCACAAAAGUAAGCACAACUUCAUUCGGCAGGUUUGAUUGCUUUUCACGUUCACUCUUUAUGGAUCUAAGAAUUCGUCUCGCAAUAGUGUUAUUUAUGAAUCUUUCAUUUUCUUUGUGACGAACAUCAAAUUAUUAAAGCAACCUUUUUAAUGAUUAUUUAAUUGUUAUGACGAUAGUCUUGCAAAAUAAUCAACCGAUUUCUAAUUCAAAGCUGGACGUAUUCAGAUUGGCCGUUUCAACUAAUGUAGUUUAAUAAUUUACUUCUCAAAACUACAGCUUCGUCAAUUGCUAUAAAUUCAGACAUUUGGUCUCACACCUCAACGACAAUUUAGCACAAUGUGAAUAGCUAGAAAAGAGAAAAAAGUGUGCUUUAAUCUUUUAAGUAUCAAAAACCAUCCUCUAUCAAUUUUGUAAAAUCUAAGAUGAUGAAUACCCACUACAAAUACAAAUACCUUUAGUUACACGUUUUAAAUGUCUACGGCCACACCUAGGCGAAAACACCAGUUCCCGUCCGAUCACUGCAGUUAAGCGUCUGAGGGUCUCGUUAGUACUAUGGUUGGAGACAACAUGGGAAUCCGGGAUGCUGUAGGCUUUUUCUUGAUUUUUUUUCCUCUUUGUAUUUAUUUUUGCGAUUCUCUUCUAUUAAGAUUCGUACACUUUUAAUUAUAUACUGAUGCUGGAAAAAGUUUCUAUGCAACACUCAAAGCAGUGAUCGAUAACUCACUGAAGUUGCUAGAAUAGGAGAGAAUAGCUGAAAUCUGCAAAAAAUGAAUUAGAAGUGAAUGAAAUCUUUAAGAUGAGACUAAAUGAAGUUACACAGAUGCAAACACAAAAGGAAAACGCAAGAACUAGUUAUUAUCCUUAUCCCAAGAAAUCACUAUUAAAACGUAGUAGGAAGGAAUAAGUAUAUAUGCAAGUGUGGCAAAAAGCUAAAGCAGAAGUAGAAAAGUUUGCUACUUUACCUGUUUGUACCGUUCCAGCACUCUAAUGUGGAAUUUCUUGUAUUCUGAAGUUUCAAAAAUAUAAGAAAUAUGUCUUGUCACUUCUAACACAAAAUUUCUUUUGCUUAAAUAGAGGCCGAAGGUGUUGCAUAUGCAUAAAUGACAAUUGAUACUGAUUCAUCGAUUUGGAACUUUUAAUUAUCGUAUACAGAGCCUAAGUAUACACUAGUAGUUUGAUAGUUGAGAACAACUGUCAAUAGAAUAGAAAAGAUAUCAGACAUACCAGUAAAGUAAUAGCACAUCUAAGCCCGUUCAAUGCUAGUUAGCAAAGCUUUCAAUUCACUUCAUUGUUUAGCCUCACCAGCACUACCUUGAAUCCACUAUGGAUUUAUUAGAGUUGCUAAAUUCUAUAUGUACAAAAUCAUUUCUGGCUUCUCCUUAGCUUCGACUUGUUUAGUAACAGAUUGUUCAGUCUCGUGAUGUUCUAUAAUCGCAAAAUAUUGUUACCUUUAAGGUAGCAACUGGAAUCUUAUGGUUCCUAGACAUCCAAAACUCUUGCAUUUAUUAAUGGAUCUGGUUAUUUUUGGAAUAUCCAAACUUUAUAAUAUAUGAACUCAUAUGCUUCUUCAAAACGUAUUAUUUACAUCUGAAAAGGAUAGGAGAAUGAACUCAAUUUCUUGUCUAUCCAUUUGAUAAUCAUUCUUUUCUCUUCGUCUGGCUUCACAUCCUUGGAUUCAAAGCUUAAUUUUCGUAUCAUGAAUUAAAUUACUAUAUUAUUUUAUUAAUUAUUUCAUAGGUUAUUACAAUAGUUGGGUCUUGUAAUCGUCCUCCCGUUCAAUCGCAAUUCUUGGAAUCCUCACCAAGGGUAAUUGGCACUUUCAGCAAAAUAUGUACGAAAGUUGGUUGUCUAGAGGAUUAAUUACAAAAUCUUUAUGACUAUAAUAAAGUGAAGUAACAAAAUGAAUGCAAUGAAUUGCUACACAGUUUAAGAUACAGAAAAGAAGAGAUGUUCAAUCCCUUACAUUUGCGAUAGCUUAGACACAAUUGUGUCGUAACACUAAAGAUAGCUACUUAUUUCUAUUUAAAUUAUUAAAGAAUAUAUAUUUUUGUGAAGAGUGUUUUAAAUUUGACUAAGCUGACCGAAAUGGGUUUCUUUGCAUAUCAUCCCAAAG
Schizosaccharomyces octosporus yFS286 is the source of this 3331-nucleotide messenger RNA. RefSeq lists its product as uncharacterized. NCBI's taxonomy places the organism in Eukaryota, Fungi, Ascomycota, Schizosaccharomycetes, Schizosaccharomycetales, Schizosaccharomycetaceae. The coding region runs from base 250 to 1125 and encodes 291 amino acids. The record is from RefSeq and is a predicted model, not a curated record. The transcript has 5 exons.